This is a messenger RNA of Triticum urartu, 3113 nucleotides long. The record is from RefSeq and is a predicted model, not a curated record. Lineage: Eukaryota; Viridiplantae; Streptophyta; Magnoliopsida; Poales; Poaceae.
GGUAUCUGCGCCAGUACCUUUUUGGUCCACACUCAGGAAAGGUCCACACAUCUCGGUCCCACUUGUCAUACUCCGCUUCACGUCCACCUCACCUCCGCCGCGGCCUGUGUUUGAAUGGUGGCGACGCCAUGGGCGCCACCGCCGUCUCCUCCUCCUCCACUCCCCGCUCCAGCCGCCGCCUCCCACAUGGCCGUCACGCAGGCGUUCGCGGACGCGCUGCGCUCGUGCGGGGCCCGCGGCGCGCUCUCCGGCGCGCGCGCUCUGCACGGCCGCCUCGUCAGCGUGGGCCUCGCGUCCGCCGUCUUCCUCCAGAACACGCUCCUCCACGCCUACCUCUCCUGCGGAGCCCUCCCGGACGCCCGAAGCCUGCUGCGCGGCGAGAUCACGGAGCCCAACGUCAUCACCCACAACAUAAUGAUGAAUGGGUACGCGAAGCUGGGCAGCCUGAGCGACGCGGUGGAGCUGUUCGGCAGAAUGCCCAGGAGGGAUGUCACCUCGUGGAACACCCUCAUGUCUGGCUACUUCCAGGGAGGACAGUUCUUGGAUGCUCUGGAGACCUUCAUGUCCAUGCGCCGAAUCGCGGACUCCUUGCCGAACGCCUUCACUUUCGGGUGCACCAUGAAGUCCUGCGGCGCUCUCGGGUGGCAUGAAGUGGCGCCGCAGCUGCUUGGGUUGUUAACCAAGUUUGGUUUCGAGGAUGACCCUGACGUUGCGACUGCCAUUGUUGACAUGUUCGUGAGAUGCGGGGCUGUGGAUUUUGCUUCGAAGCAGUUCAGUCAGAUUGAAAGGCCAACUGUUUUUUGCCGGAACAGUAUGCUAGCGGGUUAUGCCAAGUCAUACGGUGUUGAUCACGCUCUUGAGCUUUUCGAGAGCAUGCCUGAACGAGAUGUUGUUUCAUGGAACAUGAUGGUGUCCGCAUUGUCUCAGAGUGGGCGAGCCAGAGAAGCCCUCUGUAUGGCUGUAGACAUGCACAAUAGAGGUGUGCGUCUUGACUCAACAACAUACACUAGUUCUCUGACUGCAUGUGCUAAAUUGUCUUCAUUGGGAUGGGGUAAGCAACUCCAUGCUCAGGUGAUUCGGAGCCUACCACACAUUGACCCAUAUGUUGCCAGUGCUAUGGUUGAACUAUAUGCAAAAUGUGGCUGUUUUGAGGAAGCAAAGAGAGUGUUCAGUUCCUUACGUGAUCGGAACACUGUGGCAUGGACAGUUCUUAUUGGGGGAUUCUUGCAGUAUGGUUGCUUCAGUGAAUCUCUUGAACUGUUCAAUCAGAUGAGAGCUGAGCUGAUGACAGUUGAUCAGUUUGCACUGGCAACUAUAAUAAGUGGCUGCUCCAACAGGAUGGAUAUGUGUCUUGCGAGGCAGCUGCAUUCUCUUUCUCUGAAAAGUGGGCACACUCGAGCUGUUGUCAUCUCUAAUUCCCUUAUCUCUAUGUAUGCAAAGUGUGGCAAUCUCCAGAAUGCUGAAUCUAUAUUCACUUCGAUGGCCGAAAGGGACAUUGUAUCAUGGACUGGCAUGCUUACUGCAUAUUCUCAAGUGGGGAACAUAGGGAAAGCUCGUGAGUUCUUUGAUGGCAUGUCCACAAGGAAUGUAAUUACAUGGAAUGCAAUGUUGGGGGCAUACAUACAACAUGGAGCUGAGGAAGAUGGCCUCAAGAUGUAUAGUGCUAUGCUAACUGAGAAGGAUGUCAUACCUGACUGGGUUACUUAUGUUACAUUGUUCAGAGGAUGUGCGGAUAUGGGUGCAAAUAAACUUGGAGAUCAAAUCAUUGGUCAUACUGUAAAGGUUGGUCUCAUCUUAGACACCUCAGUCGUGAAUGCGGUUAUCACGAUGUACUCCAAAUGCGGAAGGAUAACAGAAGCUCGAAAAAUAUUUGAGUUUCUAAGUCGGAAGGAUUUGGUUUCCUGGAAUGCCAUGAUCACCGGUUAUUCACAGCACGGCAUGGGGAAGCAAGCUAUAGAGAUAUUUGAUGAUAUGCUGAAGAAAGGGGCAAAACCUGACUACAUAAGCUAUGUUGCAGUUCUGUCAAGCUGCAGCCAUUCUGGACUCGUGCAGGAGGGAAAGUUUUAUUUCGAUAUGUUGAAGAGAGACCACAACGUAUCUCCAGGGUUGGAGCAUUUCUCGUGCAUGGUGGACCUUCUAGCCCGUGCAGGGAAUUUGAUCGAAGCCAAGAAUCUCAUUGACGAGAUGCCCAUGAAACCAACCGCUGAGGUUUGGGGGGCUCUUCUUAGCGCCUGCAAGACACAUGGCAACAAUGACCUCGCAGAAUUGGCAGCUAAGCACUUGUUCGACCUGGACUCGCCUGAUUCUGGAGGCUACAUGCUUCUGGCAAAGAUCUAUGCUGAUGCUGGCAAAUCAGAUGAUUCCGCACAAGUCAGGAAGCUAAUGCGAGACAAAGGGAUAAAGAAAAAUCCCGGCUACAGCUGGAUGGAAGUUAAGAACAAAGUUCACGUCUUCAAAGCAGAAGACGUGAGCCACCCUCAGGUGAUCGCGAUUCGGGAGAAGCUGGAUGAACUCAUGGAGAAGAUCGCGCACCUCGGAUACGUGAGGACCGAGUCCCUGCGGUCUGAGAUUCAUCACAGCGAGAAGCUGGCCGUGGCUUUUGGGAUCAUGAACCUGCCUGAUUGGAUGCCCAUCCACAUCAUGAAGAACCUACGCAUUUGCGGUGACUGCCACACGGUGAUCAAGUUGAUAUCGACGGUGACCGGUCGGGAGUUUGUGAUUCGAGACGCCGUUCGAUUUCACCACUUCAAAGGUGGUUCCUGCUCUUGCGGGGAUUACUGGUGACCACAGAAACCCCCUGUAGUUCUUUUGCUCUGUAGCCCGUCAGAUUCAUUGAGACAACAGAGGAGUAAAAUGUCUACUCUUUGAUUAUUAUGCGUGUUAUAUCUGCCCACUAUUUGUCUGAGGUUUAGGUUCGCCAGUUGGUUUCCUUGAACCUUGAAAGCGCCGAUGAAAAACCCAUGUGAUAGCUAUAUGCAAAGAAUGCAGUGGGGAUGCCAGGGACAGCGAGCAUACACUAGAAAACAGAGGCUUGGUCAUGUCAUAUUGACAAUAAGCAUAUCUAGUUCACACGGUAGCAUGGCGAGUGAUAUGUAGAGAGAAAAGGAAAUAAC